Lineus longissimus is the source of this 4315-nucleotide messenger RNA. RefSeq lists its product as uncharacterized. Bases 146 to 3193 code for a protein of 1015 amino acids. NCBI's taxonomy places the organism in Eukaryota, Metazoa, Nemertea, Pilidiophora, Heteronemertea, Lineidae. The transcript has 10 exons. The record is from RefSeq and is a predicted model, not a curated record.
GAUUGAGAUGUUGCUGGUACCAGUGCGGAACACGUUUUCGGGGAUAUGAAGGAUUGCCUCUCGCAAGAACCCAGCCAGAAACCACUGACGGACACGGUGGAAAACGGCGAGAAAGAUGUGGCUAGCCGGAGCCUAGGUCUCUCGGAUGGUGUCAGCAGCCGCCCAAAUCAUAUCCACCCUAGUGCCUUUUUUCCUCGUUAUCGUCACCCUCACAUUGGGCCUUUAUUUCCUAUUCAAUCCAAAGAAGAGACCGCACUGCUGUUGCUCAUCGAACAAGGUUGAACCAGAAUCAAACAGCGACGUCACGGACAAACUACCGGAUGAACAGAAAACAGAGAGGAAAGACACCAAUACUGAUGACAUCACAGCGCCCCCAACAAAGUUGCAUCGAAAGAAAUCAGUAGCGUUUAAUAUAACUCGGUCAAUCAUCUUCAUGCCACCACCAUCCGCCAAGAUUGAGACAGUGGGCGUAUCCGGUUCAAGCGUCGUCUCAGCGUCGUCCUUAGGUUCACACACAGGCUCAUCUGUCUCCUCGGACACAGACAGCAGUGCCGGCUCCUCCGUCUGCAUGUUACCGCGAACCGAGGACAAGAUCAGGAAAUCUGUUCCUAAUACAGCAGAGACGACACAGGUGCAGGUCGUCCAAAGCCAACCCAGCCAAACAAGUCUAGAAGAAAGGGAGCCAAGGCCUUCUCCACAAAAACCAGACGCUGAAGAAAAGGCAACAUAUACUCCUGUCACAAAUCCACUGUUUUCGUCCUCGUCCUCGUUCUCGGAGUUGUCAUUUACGUCAACGUCCGACAGCUCAUCCGACUCUGAUGCAGAAUCUGACUCUGAGACAAGUACUUGUACUGACUCGAGUUCUGAUUCAUCUUGUUCUUCAACAGGUUCUGGCACAUCAAGCAAUUCUCUCGUCAAGGCCGCAACUAAUGUAGAUUUUCCUGGUGUGGAUGACGAGGGACAUACUAAAGAAAAGUUAGACACCGUCUUUGUUCGAGUGGAUUCGAAUCAGGAUGUUGAGAAACCUAAAUCUAGAAGCGAACAAAACCAGAAAUCAGUUCAUGUUAAAAUUGAACCUGGCAAUGCUGAAUGUGAAGAUCUCCCUGGUCAUGCAGGACUUAUAAGCAUAAGAGUUGAAGGGCCCAGUACUUCGUCGCAUCUACUCUGUCCUGUGGAGCCAUCAUUGCCCUCUUUUUAUAAACUUGCCGGAGAAUCUGAUAAAAGUACAGCAUCUUCUGGUAAUCAGGAAAAAAUAUUGUUGGUUUAUUCAACAGAACCUGAAACUGUUGACCACCAAGAAGCUGCGGAAGAAAAUUUUGCACCUCUUUCUGAUGAAAGAGAACUAAUCACUGAGGUAGAGACGUCUUGCGCUGGUAUCAAAUUUGGUGUUUCUCCAUUGCCAGAAAUUGAACCUGGUGUUGUGUCUGACCCUUUUGUAAUUGAAGCUGACAGUUCUCAUUUUAAAGCUGAAGAAAGGACUACUGGUGUCACGGUUGGAGAUGAUCUUGCAUUUGGCGAAGAGGAUACGAUAUCUGCCAUCAUAGAACUUUACGAAAAAACUCUUGAUCUCACAAUCGGAGAGACAACUGUACAUGUGGAUGAACGAAAUUCAAGCCCAGGAAGUGGUGAACUCUCUCUACCGGAAACAAAGGUAGAGAAGGACUCACUAGAGUCGCCACCGCAUGGUUUAGAGGCAGAAGAGUUGCUGUGUUCGAAUGCUGAGCAAGAGGGACCUGAAGCUACAGAUACUUUUGAUCAGUCAUCAUCGCUAGUUUCUUCUGCAGAGUUGCCUCAAGUUUCAUCUCUGAAUAAGGACAAGGAGGAGGAAACAGACAUGGCGACCACACACUUCCAAGCGGGGAUGUACGAGAACAUCGCAAAGCUCGGCCGUCUCAACAGCAAUGGAGACGAGUCAUUGGACAGUAAACCUGUUGUGAUGCCACCUCUCCGGUUGCAUGGAGUUGUGAUACCGGAUGUUUCACAGAAACGACCGGAUUCAACACCAGAAAAAACAUCGGAACCAGAUAUCAAAGUGGCACAGCUAGGGAAAGCACCGGUGUCGCCUGCUUUACCAAAAUUCCGACAACUGUCGAUCAAUUCGCCUGAAAAAAGAUCACCAACCUUUGACUCAGACAGUAAACCAGCUGAUAAUUCUAUGAAUGUCAAAAUGCGGACUAUCACGGUUCCUGGAUUACCGUCCGGAGCUGAAAACAUGGUGCCUGUUCGACCGGUGGCGGCAAAUGAUUCUGAUGCUGAUGGUUCAUAUGUGGAACCUUCGACAGUACAUAGUGAAGGGCCUUUGUUGAGAAGGCCUACUACAGCCCAAGUUAAACUUAUGAAUACUAGUGAUGGCGAGGUUUCCACGAUGCCAAAUUAUAGUAUUGAAGAACGUGCUGCCGUAGAACAGUUGCGAAACAAACUUAGACAGAGAGAAAGAUUGAAAUUAGCUUUGAAGAUGAUGGAAGAAGAUAAGAUGAAAUCCCGCAAAUCUUGGGAGAAGAAUCUCUUAUCAGGCAGUGAGGGGGAGAAGAAACCUGACGUCUCACCCCAGCCGCCACCGCAACAUACCAAACAUAAAUGUCGACAUCACCAUCACCACCGGAGACGACGAAGCACGGGUGAUAAAAAUCACUGCCGAGAUUCCAAGAAUUCUCAAGAAAGCAGCGUUCUGAGUGAAGAAGAAAUGAUGUUGAAAAGACUUGGCCGCAAUAUGAGGGCUAGAGACAGGCGACUUAAUGCACCUCUCAACCCCAUGGAGAAGGAAGCUUCCGCCAGAAGCCAAGAUCUUCUCCAGCUUCUGACGCAGAGCCAGAAAAUCACUGCUGACAAACCAGUUAUUCUCUUCACUCGCACACAUGCAGUUGAUGAGGACCGCGAAGACGCCAACACCAUCGUCUCUGAUAGCGCUCAACCUAUGGCCAUGUCGACCGUUGAUAAAAUCAACUCAAACAGCAGGAAACAUCGUCGGGGACGCGGUAGGCACAGGAUGCCCACGCUCAAAACACCUUUCGAUAAACCGAUCCCAGAGGCCAGUGGCGGCAAUAACAAUAUGGACAGCCAUCGAAGCGAAAUAUCGGUGAUGUCCGAUUCCGCAGUCGAUCGGUUAAUAAGUGAUGGAACUUUAGUCAGAACGAAAGCUGAUUUAGCUUUGCCCCAAAAUGUGCGAAGGAACAUUGUUUGUCCUUCUAUUUGAUUCUAGGACGUGAAGUAGUUGUAACCAGUGACUGACAUGUAUUAGUUGGGGAGUAUAGGUACCGUAAUAACAUGUUCUGACUGUUAAGAUUGUCCUUCGUGACCUCUUUGAUGAUGAAAAAUAAAGAUGCUUCAAUUGGAGACUACAAGGAGCCAGGUAGAUCAAAUUAAGAUACACCAAGUUGCCACUUGGGGUAUCUCAUAUUCCACAGUACUGUUCACGCUGUAUGAGGAAUAUAAUUAUCGCUGAAUCAAACACAUCCCUAAGUGUGCAUACUUGUCAACUGAAGACUACCAAUUUGACCCUUUAGUUCUUGCCUUGUUGUCCCCUUUUGUACCUACAAUAAAGGCUGUGUGGGGUUGUGAACAAAGACAGCUUAUUCAAUUGGAAGACACCUGCUUGACAUCACCAGGAAAUACUUCAGAUCUGUCUCUUCUCCAGAGUUGCAGCGCAGUGUUUUCUGAGGUUGUGUCAAUGAAAAGAUAGUUUAUACUUGGUACCAUUUACUGGUAUCAGUGUGAUAGUUUUAAAUGUCCUGAGGAUAGAGCAUCAGGGACACAAAGGAUUCUAUUAUGCACUUUAAUCUCUUGGGUAUUGAAGGUAAUGAGCCUCUAUUGAAGGAUAACCUGUCACAUGAUAGUAGGGAUGGACACUUUUUCCUGGGGGACAUUUAAAACUGCUACACGGGGGUACUUGCUCUUAAAUUUGAAUGUUGGCUAUAGUAGUUUUAUAAUUACUGAAAAAAAAGAGUUCAGGACACUUUUUCCUGGGGGACAUUUAAGACUGCUACAUCGGGAUACUUACUCUAAGGUGCAUAAUCCAGUCUUUGGAUAUAGGUAGUUUUGUAGUUACUGAUAAGAAGAGUACAAAUGUAAAAGCUACUAUGUCCACUUCGGUUCUUUUCAAGUAAAUACAACUUUCCUCUUAUCAUUUUUGCACUAUAAGUUAUGGCUUAUUACCUACGUCUCAAUAGUACUUUACAAAUGUAAAUGUUCAUAUCAAAAAGUUAGUUAAUGAAUUAAUUACUCUUUGGAAUUUUAACCCAAAUUUAAUUAGAUGCUGUCCUGUUUAUGUCUGUAUUUAUUCUCUUUAUAGUCAUUUGUAAAAUUAAAAAUAUUUUAA